AUGGGGAUCAUUAACUGGGUGCAGAAUCGACUCAAUGCUAAACAAGACAGGAGACGAAAUGAGGCUGCUGCUGCUGCUGCAGUGAGUUCAUCAGCUCGCAGCCGAGGAGAGAGUUGCCGCCAAGAAGCUCGCGAUCAGGAGAAGAUCGCCGGCGAUUGCUGGCCGGUGGGGGGAGCCCAUGGACUGCUCUCCAUCGGGACGCUCGGGAACGAGUCGCCGCCGCCGGCGGCGGAGGAGGCGGCGUCGGCGGCGCAGGACGUGGCGGACUUCACCAUCGAGGAGGUGAAGAAGCUGCAGGAGGCGCUGAACAAGCUGCUCCGGCGAGCCAAGUCCAAGUCCAGCAGCCGCGGCUCGACGGCGGACCACGACGACGACCAGCUGCGCGCCGGCGGCGCCGCCAGCCUGCUGCCGCUCGACAGGUUCCUCAACUGCCCCUCCAGCCUCGAGGUCGACCGGAGGAUCUCCCUCCGGCACGCGGCGGCCGACGGCGGCCAGAACGGCGAGUUCUCGCCGGACACGCAGAUCAUACUGAGCAAGGCGCGCGACCUCCUCGUCAACACCAACGCCACCACCACCAUCAAGCAGAAGUCCUUCAAGUUCCUCCUCAAGAAGAUGUUCGUCUGCCGCGGCGGCUUCUCCUCGCCGUCGCCGGCGCCCAGCUUGAAGGAUCCAGUGGAAUCAAGAAUCGAAAAGUUGUUCAGGACGAUGCUUCACAAGAGGAUGAACGCUCGUCCGAGCAAUGCGGCGGCGGCAUCGUCGAGGAAGUACUAUCUGGAGGACAAGCCGAGGAGGAAGAUGCAAAGCGAGCAUCUCCAUGACGAUGAAGACGAUGAUAGUGGAGAAGAUAUCUUUAAGUGGGACAAAACAGAUUCAGAUUUCAUUGUUCUAGAGAUGUAA
Oryza brachyantha (malo sina) is the source of this 897-nucleotide messenger RNA. RefSeq names its product protein NEGATIVE GRAVITROPIC RESPONSE OF ROOTS. Lineage: Eukaryota; Viridiplantae; Streptophyta; Magnoliopsida; Poales; Poaceae. Gene Ontology annotation, biological process: gravitropism; regulation of growth. The record is from RefSeq and is a predicted model, not a curated record. The coding region runs from base 1 to 897 and encodes 298 amino acids. The transcript has 5 exons.